Fulmarus glacialis (Northern fulmar) is the source of this 750-nucleotide messenger RNA. It is a transcript of the gene PLXDC1, whose product is annotated as plexin domain containing 1. The coding region runs from base 1 to 750 and encodes 249 amino acids. NCBI's taxonomy places the organism in Eukaryota, Metazoa, Chordata, Aves, Procellariiformes, Procellariidae. The transcript is spliced from 7 exons. The record is from RefSeq and is a predicted model, not a curated record.
AUGGGGAAGGGCGUGCAGGGUGAGUUUGUGCCCAGACUAAAGCCAAGGCUCCGUGUUUCAGAGUCCCGCCGUCGGACCAUCUACGAAUAUCAUCGCGUGGAGCUGGAUACCAGCAAGAUCACCAACAUGUCAGCCGUGGAGUUCACCCCGCUGCCCACUUGUCUCCAGCAUCAGAGCUGUGAAAUGUGUGUGACCUCGGAGCUGACCUUCAACUGCAGCUGGUGUCAUGUCCUGCAGAGAUGUUCCAGCGGCUUUGACCGAUACCGCGAGGAGUGGCUGUCCUACGGCUGUGGCCAGUCAGAUGAGAAGACCUGCGAGGAUUUAGCAGAAGGCGACCACUAUUCAGCACCUCCUGACAGCUCUUUCCCACCGCUGGACGAGGAUGUCGUCACCUCCACGUCCUCGCUCUUCAUCGACAGCCUCACCACAGAAGACGAUACGAAGCUCAAUCAGUACGCAGGAAGUGAAGGUGUGGGAAGCAGCCUUCCUUCCAAGAAAGCAGGCGCCCCGAUUCACACAGGUACUAUCGUGGGGAUCGUUCUGGCUGUGCUGCUCAUUGCAGCUAUUAUCCUUGCUGGAAUUUACAUCAACAGCCACCCCACCUCCAACGCCGCCCUGUUCUUCAUUGAGCGAAGGCCACAUCGCUGGCCUGCCAUGAAAUUCCGAAAUCACACCAACCAUGCCACGUACUCGGAGGUGGAGCCGGCCAGCCAGGAGAAGGAGGGCUUUGUCGAAGCAGAACAGUGCUGA